AUCCAUCGCGGGUGGUGUGAAGCCAGUGCACGAGUGCUCAAGCCAGUUUCAAAUAUGGCUGCCUCUGCCUGUCUGUGAAGAUAAUAUUGCCGUUCUUCAAAUUAUCUUCACAUUAGCUGUUCACUGUUGUGUUUGGUAUCGAAAAGUUGACAUUUCUACCACUGUGCAAUUGCUCAACGCAACAGUGAGUUUGAUGACAAACCAAACCUCAAAUCACACCUUCGUCAUGUUCCCAGAAGUUUCGGCGGUUACCUUCUCUUCUUCGUAUUCUCACGUUCAAACAACGUUUAAGAUGCCUCGAAGUAGAAGGCACCACUCCAAGAGCUGGUCUCGCAGCAGAACUCGGUCUAGGUCUCACUCAAGAUCUCGGAGUCGCUCCCCUUCCUAUUCCAAAUCAAGUUCACGGGAAAGAGCCCUGAAACGUCAUCGCCAUGUUGAUGCCACUGACAGUCCAUACAAAGCAUCAUACAGCAGUGAGAGGGCACAGCGGUCUCGUCGGCAUGAGCGUGGCACGAGCGCCGAGCGUCGCUACAAGCGCUCGCACCGCCGCUCGCCCACCUCCCGCUACCGACACCACCACGAGGACCAGCACCGGCGCCACAGCAGGCACCGCGAUGACCACCGGGAGCGGGACCGCGAGCGGGACCGGGAGCGCCGCGAGCAGGAGCGCACCAGGAAUGCCGAGCGGGAGCGCGACCGGGAACGGGAGCGGGAACGCGACCGGGACCGUGAGCGGGAGCAAGAGCAGCGCAACAGGAACCGGGAGAUGGCGGAGCGGGAGCUCGACCGCCUGCGCGAGAGGGAACGUGAGAGGGAGCGUGACCGGGAACGAGAACGAGACCGGGAGCGCGACCACCAUCACCACCACCACCACCGCCGCUCCUCCAGUCGGGUGAGUAAUCGCUCCCCGGGCGGGUGCCUCCAGACGCCCCGCCUGUCGGUGAGACUAGCCUUGGCCAUCUCCUCUCCCUACCAUGUGGCCCAUGUCUCACACAGUCGUCUUUGGUUUAUCACUGUCCUGAGCAAUUUUUUUUUAAACAAAAAAGGUGCUAAUGCCUUGUUUUGAUAAUAAAAUGAUUUUUUAAGCAAAUCAUUUCAAAUAGGUCAUAAGUUAAGGCAUGGAAAAGAGAACAGAGUUUGGUAUAAAUCCACACCAUGGUAGCACGCAUGUUAGAUGAUAAACGCUUGUUUUGGGUAUAGGUUGGA
Molecule: messenger RNA, 1206 nt
Organism: Frankliniella occidentalis (western flower thrips)
Lineage: Eukaryota; Metazoa; Arthropoda; Insecta; Thysanoptera; Thripidae
Exons: 3
Coding region: 194-1066 (290 amino acids)
Source: RefSeq, a predicted model, not a curated record